Messenger RNA from Schistocerca americana (American grasshopper), 915 nucleotides. RefSeq lists its product as uncharacterized. Bases 1 to 915 code for a protein of 304 amino acids. NCBI's taxonomy places the organism in Eukaryota, Metazoa, Arthropoda, Insecta, Orthoptera, Acrididae. The transcript has a single exon. The record is from RefSeq and is a predicted model, not a curated record.
AUGAAUGGUGAUAACGUGCUCCAUAACGAGAACUUUGGAGGAGAUAUAGAGGUGAAUGGUGAUAACGUGCUCCAUAACGAAAACUUUGGAGGUGGUAUGGAGGUGAACGGUGAUAAUGUGCUCCAUAACGAGAACUUUGGAGGAGGUAUGGAGGUGAAUAAAGUGCUCCAUAACGAGAACUUUGGAGGAGGUAUGGAGGUGAAUGCUGAUAACGUGCUCCAUAACGAAAACUUUGGAGUAGGUAUGGAGGUGAAUAGUGAUAAUGUUCUCCAUAACGAAAACUUUGGAGGAGGUAUGGAGGUGAAUAAAGUGCUCCAUAACGAGAACUUUGGAGGACGUAUGGAGGUGAAUGGUGAUAAUGUGCUCCAUAACGAAAACUUUGGAGGAGAUAUGGAGGUGAGUGGUGAUAAAGUGCUCCAUAAUGAGAACUUUGGAGGAGGUAUGGAGGUGAAAGGUGAUAAAGUGCUCCAUAAAGAGAACUUUGGCGGAGGUAUGGAAGUGAAUGGUGAUAAAGUGCUCCAUAACGAAAACUUUGGAGGAAGUAUGGAGCUAAAUGGUGAUAACAUGCUCCAUAAUGAGAGCUUUGGAGGAGGUAUGGAGGUGAAUGGUAAUAAGGUGCUCCAUAACGAAAACUUUGGAGGAGGUUUGGAGGUGAAUGGUGAUAAAGUGCUCCAUAACGAGAACUUUGGAGGACAUAAUGCCUUAAUGAUACUUGCAAGCACAGAGAAUGCCAAAACAUCGAUGGUAAAGGAAGAUUUGAAACUGGGAUUCGCGCAGAAGAAAGCCAGCGCUAAGAAAGGAAAAAUACGUACUGGAAGUAUUGGGAGACAGAAAUCCAGGCCCAGAUUAUUGAUCCACCGAAGAAAUAGAGUAGUACUUUCUGCUCGUCCAGCUUCGACACGUUUUGUUUUUUAA